This is a messenger RNA of Schistosoma margrebowiei, 3639 nucleotides long. The record is from the annotation of a GenBank genome assembly. Lineage: Eukaryota; Metazoa; Platyhelminthes; Trematoda; Strigeidida; Schistosomatidae.
AUUUCGAAUUAGUAGUUGAUGCGCGGAUUUCAAACUCGACAAUUGAUGGCGAAUCGUAAAAGGAACAGACCAGAAGAUUGGGAGGAUUUGGAGCCAUCUCCAGUUAUUCAUAUACGGGAGUUGCCAGAACAUACUCUCGAGCUGGACUUAAUUAGAGUUUUUGAACAGUUUGGCUCUAUUAGGGAUAUUGCAAUGAUUCCACAUAAAGGUCAAGCACUAAUUGAAUUUGAUGAUAUUAACUCAGCAGAAAGAGCUGUUGCAAGAUGUUCAGAGAAUGCCGUGAUGUUUGCUAACCACCGAUUGAAAGUUAAUUAUAGUACAUCCAAACGUGUGGUCCAUCGACCUCUAGAAAAUGAUAACCAGCACUCCGAAUUGCCUCCCGAAAGCCGUGUACUUAUGUUAACGGUCUACAAUGCUCAAUAUCCUAUCACCGUCGAUGUCAUUCAUCAAAUUACAGCCAAACAUGGACGCGUUUUACGCAUUGUCAUUCUCCGUAAAACCCGGAUACAGGCUAUGGUGGAGUUCAAAAAUACGGAAGAGGCCCGGACUGCUAAGCGGCAUCUUAAUGGGGCCGACAUAUAUUCUGGCUGCUGUACAUUGAAAGUCGAGUUUGCUCGUCCUACACGCUUGACUGUCACUCGUAAUGAUCAAGAUUCAUGGGAUUUUGAAAAUCCACUAUUACUGUCUACCUCACUUAAUGAAGCUGAUGGGCGUGGAGAUAUUUCUUUAUUAGGACGUUUUGAACGUUCACGUGCUCGACACGAAAGCUCAAGGUCUGUUAAUGGUGGCAACUUUGGCUAUCAUGAUGGUUUCAUAAAGCAAAAUGCUGUCGGGCUUAGUGUCCCACCUGCUUCGUUCUUGGACCAGUUGGCUUUAAAUUACCAUGUAUCGAGGCGUGGUCUCGAUGGAUUGAAUGGUCAACCUUAUGCUAGGGCUGCAACUGCUGUCAUAAUGGUAUAUAACAUGGAUAUGGAUCAUAUGAACUGCGAUCGCUUGUUCAACCUUCUCUGUCUCUAUGGUAAUGUUGUUCGUAUUAAGUUUUUGAGGACUAAAGAAGGUUCAGCUAUGGCGCAAAUGGGCGAUAACGUUAGUGUUGAUCGUGUCAUUACUAACCUGUCAGAAGUCCCAUUGAUGGGAAAUGCAUUGUCGAUUCGUCCAAGCAAACAACAACUUAUCCUGGACGUACCGAAACCUUUUGAAUUACCAGAUGGUACCCCAUCUUUCAAAGACUAUUCAGGGUGUCGUGAAAAUAGAUAUAUAAAUCCAGACAAGGCGAGUAAGAAUAGGAUCUAUCCGCCAUCACAUACUCUGCAUUACUGGAAUUGUCCUCCGAGUUAUACCCCAGAGGAACUGCGCAAGUUGAUUGUUGAAUGUGGUGCUUCACCACCUCGCCAAAUUGCACCUUUCCCAAGGAUUAGUGAUAGAUCCUCUUCAGGCCUUGUAGAAUGGGGAACAAAAGAUGAAGCCGUUACUGCCCUUGCUUUGUGCAACCACCAAGCUAUUCCAAACACCGAAGGUCGUUAUCCAUUUCUUCUUAAACUAUCAUUUUCAAGCUCUCCUGUCAAUGAUCGAGCAUUUUCAGGUUCAAAGAAGAUUGGCUCAUCAAAUAUUGGAAAGUCAGCAGCAUCCGUAGACUCUAGCGAGUAUGAAUAGUUAAUGGAUAGACUAUCCGUUCAACAUAACAAACGAACACAGCAUUUGUCAUCAAAAUUUAUUAUCAUAUUCUUCACAUGGUGAUUCCUGUGGUACAACAAUCAACGCAGUCGCACUUUGCAUUCAACUAAAUUACAUAAUCGCAUAUUGAAGCUGAACCACACAUCAAUCUUCAACGUCAAUUUAUUAUUUCAAUUUAUUCAUAUUGUCAUUCUUCCCUUUUCUGUUUAAUUAGUCUUCAUAUAUAUCUAUAUCUAUAUAUGCAUCAUUGUCAUUUAUUAAAAUUGGUGUGUCUAUUACUUGUCGCUUGCCUAUUGGCUUUAACUAUUGCUAACUGACACUCAUGAAUAUGGAGAUGGCAUUUUAAAAAAAUUCUAAUACAAUUUUGAUGCUAACUGUUUUCUGUUUAACUGACUAUAUGUUUAUGUGUCCCUGACACCGUUAUUUUAAUGUUUAUUUGCAUGCCAUUUUCGCAUUUAGGACUUAUAAGUGGGUCAAUUUAUUAUGUUUUCGCAGUAAACAUAUAUCCUGAAUAGUUAAUUGUCGGUUUUAUGUCUGGUUUGACUAUUCCUAUUGGUUUUGUUGAUUGCAACAUACCAUUAUUUUCGUGAUCAGUGUACUUUGUCAGUUACCGUAUAUAAUUUGCAGGUAUUUUUUGUUUGUGCGUUUUCUUUGCCUAUCUCUGAUUGUGCAUACUUUGUUAGUGCAUUUAAAAAUAUACACAAAUAAAAACAUUCCCCUUAACAAUCUUACACAGAAAUAAAUGUGAAAGGCUCUUCAUACAUUUUACUGUAUAACUGACGACGUUGAUUUCUCAUCUGCUUGAUGCAGAUUUAAAUAAAUAAUGCGGAAGUAAGAUUUUUGAAAAUAUAUAAAAUGGUCACAUUCUAUUGAUCAGUUGAGAUUUGUAUAUUUUUAAAUACAUAUAUUUAAUAAAAUCCUCAGAUAAGAAUAUUACAACAUACUCUCAUCUAAACAUGAUACAGAUUUCUUCUUAUGGACUGAUAUAAUAAAAUUUCAACCUUGAUAUAUUGAACAACAUAUUUUUGUGCAGUAUUCUGCGUUGUAUUAUGGCCGUUUAAUCAUCAGUAUACUUGAUUGCAUUUAUCAUACUCAACCAUGGAUUAUGUAAUAUUCUUUUGUCUUUUGCAUACCAUUAACUAUAAUGACUGUUUGAUCCAGCAUAAAUUAGGUUAAAAAUAUUCAGUAGGACAAUAAAAUCUCAUUAACAAUUAUAUAUUUGAAUUUAUUUCAACUGAUGUCUGCAGUACAAUUGAGCUGUAUGUGUUGCAUUUAAUAUUCGUGUUUCAGCAUAUAUGUGUAUACAAAUGUGAUACUAUCUUUGCUGAAGUGGGAAUGUGCAGAAGCAUAUGUAAUUUCAGUAUCACUUCCGUAGGUGUUUAGUUUACUGCUUUACUAUUUACAUUUUAAAAUUUUGUCUUCCAUAUUAGAUCACUUUAAUUACCUCAAGUCACUAUUAACAUGUGCGUUUUUUCCUAACACCUAAGCCAACUUUUAGCUAAUCGAAAUCAUUAGGAAUUUUGUUUAUUGCGUAAAAAAUUGCCAAAUAUUCUAGAGUUUUUCACCUUGUUCGAUUUUAAUCAUUUUAGACAGUUUCCCUCCGUCUUUAUGUAUUAGUUUCUUGCUGAAUGAAUGAAAAAAGAUAUCUGUUUAUGUAAUGAAAGUUUUUCUAGCAUUCAGAUGAUACAUUUUAUACUAAUAAUUUCUUGAAACUUGUUAGUUUUUUUCUGAUUUUAUCUUCAUUGUAUUCAGUUUACAGAGCACCUAGAACUAAAAACACUUCACUUAUUUAUUCUUUAGCAUGACAGAUAUGUGCAUAAUCUAUAUUCAGUAAUUGUAUAUAAUUACAUAAUUUCAUGUACAUGUGGUGAAUAUCAUCCUGUAGUGAUCAAUACAAUUGUAUUUCAUUGUCUUUAUGGACAUAUAAACCAAAGAUGAACUUAUUCAGCCUACUUGAAGUUCCAC